AUGGCUUUGUGUUUCUCUGGCAUAGAUUUGCAUCCUCUGGAUCUCCUCUCCGAAGUGGUUCCCAUGAAUGGGAUGAAGAGUGGAUUACGAAUGAUCCAGGUACAAGGAGCUCGGGGCUUCCAGUUCACUGCAGUGCGCCCUCGCUUCCUCAGCUUUCCAGCAUCACGGCUUUUCAUAUACUGUGACCUCUUCCCUGAGGAAUUCUCCAUUGUGUUCACCCUAAAAGCAUUCCACAUGCAAUCCAAGAGGAAUGAGUACAUCUUUACAGUUUUGGAGGAAAAUAGUGAUACUCUGCUGCUUGGACUUCGAUAUUCAUGGAAUAAACUUCACUUCCUCUUCUGGAGCAGAGAACUGUCUAAUGGCUGGCAGACAAGGGUUACCUUCCAGGAUGUGUUUUUGGCAGACAACCGGUGGCACACACUGGUACUGGCUGUGUCGAAAAACUCCUUCUCUCUCACUGUGGACUGCAGCAUCCCCACAGAUGUGAUUGUGGAAGCAGCUUUCCCCACAUCCUUGACUGUGACUGGAUCCCGCUUUUAUGUGGGAAGCAGAAGGAGAAGAAAAGGUUUCUUUAGUGGCUUGCUAAGACAGCUAGUCCUGUUGCCAGGAUCUGAUGCUACCUCACGGAUGUGCACUGGCAUGCAGUUUAACCUAGCAGUGCUGUCCAUCCCCCAAAUUCUGCAGGACCUCCCUGUGAAACCAGUGGAUAAUGAGCUGCUGAAAUACCCUUACGAAGCAGACAUGAAGGUGACUUUGGGGUCCCGCCCUCCCUGCACUAAGACUGAAAGUGGCCAGUUCUGGUUUAAUGCUGCUCAGAAAGGACUGUAUCUCUGUAAUGGUAGUGAAUGGAUUUCCAUGCUAGAAGUUGAAGAAAGAUUGGACUACCUAGAAGAACAUCAAAGUUUGGUGACAAAUUCUGAAACCCUGGGCAUUGAAGUCUUCAUCAUCCCCCAAGUGGGACUCUUUGCGGCUACUGCUAAUCGAUGUAUCCCUCGUGGUUCAGCUAUCUACAAAUGGACAGAUGAGAAAUUUGUGGCUUACCAAAAUCUCCCCACCUACCAAGCACAAUCCUGGAAAUUCUUCACUAUUGGGAAAAAGAUUUUCCUUGCAGUGGCAAAUUUUGUACAGGAUGAAAGGGGCAAGGAGUUUUCUGUAAUUUACAAGUGGAACUACAGAAAAGAGAAAUUUAUUGUCUACCAGAGGAUCGCCACACACAGUGCCCGGGACUGGGAGGCAUUCACCAUUGAUGGAGAGACUUUCCUUGCAGUGGCUAAUCACAGAAAAGGGAAUAACCACAAUAUAGACAGUGUCAUAUACAAGUGGAACUCUAGGACAGGGCUUUUUGAAGCCAACCAGACCAUUCCUACCUCAGGAGCCUAUGACUGGGAAUUUUUCAGUAUUGGCCCUUAUUCCUUCCUGGUGGUGGCUAACACAUUUAAUGGGACAUCCACCAAGAUCUACUCUCACAUCUACAUCUGGCUCAGUGGAUCCUUCCAGCUGUUCCAGUCCAUCUUGACUUUUGGUGCUGCUGACUGGGAGUUCUUUCAAAUCCGAGACAGAGUCUUCCUCGCUGUGGCAAACAGUCAUAGCUAUGACAGUAAUCCUGUUGCCCCAGACAAUAAAUUUGCCAUCAAUUCUUCCAUAUAUGAGUUAAACAUCACUGCACAGAUGUUUGUCAAGUUCCAGGACAUUCUGACUUACAGUGCUCUGGACUGGGAAUUCUUUUCAUUGGGUGAAGAUAUGUUUUUGGUGGUAGCAAAUUCGUAUGAUGGAGUGACCUUCUCUGUAAACAGUAUUAUUUACAGAUGGCAAGGAUAUGAAGGCUUUGUAGCAGUUCACCACCUUCCAACAUUAGGCUGUAGGGACUGGGAAGCUUUCAACACUACAACUGGGUCAUACCUCAUGUAUUCCAGUGCAAGAGAGCCACUCUCCAAGGUGCUGAAGUUGAAAACCUUUUGA
Messenger RNA from Varanus komodoensis (Komodo dragon), 1959 nucleotides. RefSeq names its product thrombospondin type laminin G domain and EAR repeats (gene TSPEAR). Gene Ontology annotation, biological process: signal transduction. NCBI's taxonomy places the organism in Eukaryota, Metazoa, Chordata, Lepidosauria, Squamata, Varanidae. The record is from RefSeq and is a predicted model, not a curated record. Bases 1 to 1959 code for a protein of 652 amino acids. The transcript has 11 exons.